Molossus molossus (Pallas's mastiff bat) is the source of this 3492-nucleotide messenger RNA. RefSeq names its product kirre like nephrin family adhesion molecule 3 (gene KIRREL3). Gene Ontology annotation, cellular component: cell-cell junction. The record is from RefSeq and is a predicted model, not a curated record. Lineage: Eukaryota; Metazoa; Chordata; Mammalia; Chiroptera; Molossidae. Gene Ontology annotation, molecular function: cell adhesion molecule binding. Bases 1 to 2298 code for a protein of 765 amino acids. Gene Ontology annotation, biological process: synapse assembly; cell-cell adhesion. The transcript has 17 exons.
AUGGUCGUGCUGAAUGAGCUGGGCCUCCAGAAGAGAGGAUGCUGUCUGGUGCUGGGCUACAUGGCCAAGGACAAGUUUCGGAGAAUGAAUGAAGGCCAAGUGUACUCCUUCAGCCAGCAGCCCCAGGACCAGGCCGUGGUGUCAGGGCAGCCGGUGACACUGCUGUGCGCCAUCCCGGAGUACGACGGCUUCGUUCUGUGGAUCAAAGACGGCUUGGCUCUGGGUGUGGGCAGAGACCUCUCGAGUUACCCACAGUACCUGGUGGUAGGGAACCACCUGUCGGGAGAACAUCACCUGAAGAUCCUGCGGGCAGAGCUGCAAGAUGACGCCGUGUACGAGUGCCAGGCCAUCCAGGCCGCCAUCCGGUCCCGCCCUGCGCGCCUCACCGUCCUGGUGCCACCCGAUGACCCCGUCAUCCUUGGUGGGCCCGUGAUCAGCCUGCGGGCAGGGGACCCCCUCAACCUCACCUGCCACGCAGACAAUGCCAAGCCUGCGGCUUCCAUCAUCUGGUUGCGGAAGGGAGAGGUCAUCAACGGGGCCACCUACUCCAAGACUCUGCUUCGUGACGGCAAGCGAGAGAGCAUCGUGAGCACCCUCUUCAUCUCCCCUGGAGACGUGGAGAACGGGCAGAGCAUCGUGUGCCGAGCCACCAACAAAGCCAUCCCCGGGGGCAAGGAGACCUCGGUCACCAUCGACAUCCAGCACCCCCCACUAGUCAACCUGUCGGUGGAGCCGCAGCCAGUGCUGGAGGACAACGUCGUCACCUUCCACUGCUCUGCGAAGGCCAACCCAGCUGUCACCCACUACAGGUGGGCCAAGCGGGGCCAGACGAUCAAGGAAGCCUCGGGAGAAGUGUACCGAACCACCGUGGACUACACCUACUUCUCCGAGCCGGUCUCCUGCGAGGUGACCAACGCCUUGGGCAGCACCAACACCAGCCGCACGGUCGACGUCUACUUCGGGCCCCGGAUGACGACGGAGCCACAGUCCCUGCUCGUGGACCUGGGCUCAGACGCUGUCUUCAGCUGUGCCUGGACUGGAAACCCGUCCCUGACCAUCGUCUGGAUGAAGCGAGGCUCUGGCGUGGUCCUGAGCAAUGAAAAGACCCUGACCCUCAAAGCUGUCCGCCAAGAGGAUGCUGGGAAGUACGUGUGCCGAGCGGUGGUGCCCCGGGUGGGGGCCGGGGAGCGAGAGGUGACCCUGACUGUCAAUGGGCCCCCCAUCAUCUCCAGCACCCAGACCCAGCACGCCCUGCACGGGGAGAAGGGCCAGAUCAAGUGCUUCAUCCGGAGCACACCGCCGCCUGACCGCAUAGCCUGGUCGUGGAAGGAGAACGUGCUGGAGUCGGGGACCUCGGGGCGCUACACAGUGGAGACGGUCAGCACGGAGGAGGGUGUCAUCUCCACCCUGACCAUCAGCAACAUCGUGCGGGCCGAUUUCCAGACCAUCUACAACUGCACCGCCUGGAACAGCUUCGGCUCCGACACGGAGAUCAUCCGGCUCAAGGAGCAAGGUUCGGAAAUGAAGUCGGGAGCCGGGCUGGAAGCAGAGUCUGUGCCGAUGGCCGUCAUCAUCGGGGUGGCCGUAGGAGCUGGCGUGGCCUUCCUCGUCCUCAUGGCAACCAUCGUGGCCUUCUGCUGCGCCCGCUCCCAGAGAAAUCUCAAAGGCGUUGUGUCCGCCAAGAACGAUAUCCGAGUGGAGAUCGUCCACAAGGAGCCCGCCUCCGGCCGGGAGGCCGAGGAACACCCCACCAUCAAGCAGCUGAUGAUGGACCGGGGAGAAUUCCAACAAGACUCAGUCCUCAAGCAGCUGGAGGUCCUCAAGGAAGAGGAGAAGGAGUUUCAGAACCUGAAGGACCCCACCAACGGCUACUACAGUGUCAACACCUUCAAGGAGCACCACUCCACCCCCACCAUCUCGCUGUCCAGCUGCCAGCCGGACCUGCGCCCUGCGGGCAAGCAGCGAGUGCCCACCGGCAUGUCCUUCACCAACAUCUACAGCACGCUGAGUGGCCAGGGCCGCCUCUAUGACUACAGCCAGAGGUUCGUGCUGGGCAUGGGCAGCUCGUCCAUCGAGCUGUGCGAGCGGGAGUUCCAGCGGGGCUCCCUCAGCGACAGCAGCUCCUUCCUGGACACGCAGUGCGACAGCAGCGUCAGCAGCAGCGGCAAGCAGGACGGCUACGUGCAGUUCGACAAGGCCAGCAAGGCCUCUGCCUCCUCUUCCCACCACUCCCAGUCCUCUUCCCAGAACUCCGACCCCAGCCGACCCCUGCAGCGGCGGAUGCAGACUCACGUCUGAGCAUCCAGUUCCCCGGCAGGGAGGCGGGGCCUGGGGCAGCCGCACAUCCUGGCUCUCCAGAUAACACGGGGACUUCGCAGAGGACCCCAGAACCGGGCCUCCAGGACAGCCCCCGCCGGCCUCUGCCGCCAUCCUCCUCUGAAGCCCCGAUCAAGCACAAAUCUGGGUCCCCAGCUGCAGUGCGCCAGGGGCGCGGGGUGGGAAGUGUCAGAGGGUGCGGCUCAGCGCCCUAGGCUCCGCUGGACACUGCCCAGCCCUUUCCUGGAGGCCGCUCCCCACCUGCUCCUCCCACAGGCACUAGAGGCGGCUGUAACUUUGCUUUAAUGAACCUGCCAACCACUCUCCGUCUCCCCUGAGCUCUCCCCCUCGCGGCUCAGAAGCUCCACCCCGCGCCUGUGCUCCUGCGCAACCCUAGGGAGAAGAGGGGUGAAGCCGCGCCCCACCCCUCACUGAGCUGCCCCGAGACCCCAGCGCCCUCUGCUGCUCAGAGCCAGAAGUGGCCCGGGCCUCAGGACCGCCUCUCACCACCCUGGCUGGGAGCCCACCCCAAUUCGUUCGGCGUUUUGUGUCCAUACGCUGGCAGUUCUGUCCUUGGACUCACGCCUCUGACCUCUGAGGGGGGACUGGCCAGAUCGGAAACUGCUGUCCUGGGUGGGGUGGGGGGGAGCGCCUCCCCAUGUGCCCCUGCCAGGCUGUGAGCCUCCGAGCCUCCGCCUACCCCCUCUCUGCAGCACAUCAGCUAAUACAAGGAGGAUGAGAGCUACUCUGCUCCCCAGGACAGUGUUUCCUGGGAGAUGCAGGUUUGAGGGGACCAGAGGGCAGGUCUUUAAGAUGAUUGGAAGCGCUUUCUCAGUUGAUGUGUCUCCAGGGCCCUCCAUUCACACCAGGAACAGUGGCCCUGUCUUCAGUGAGACUCCGUGGACAAGAGAGAAAGUACAUCAACACCUUACCCUCCUUCUGACUGCCCGAGAAUAAACGUUAGGGCUGUUACUCCAGCAAAUCCGUUCUUCCCUUUUGUUCCUGCAGAGCCACGGGAAGAACCCGGAGCUUUGGGAACACCAGGUUCUUUGCCCUUGUUUGACUCCGUUUUCCUGGGUAAUGAAGCCAGCGCGCUGGUUGGGGUGCAGUGGUCCCUCCAGGCAAACUCCUCUCCUCGUGGAUGAGCCCAACCCAGAGGGGCGCCAAAGCGGGACU